AUGGGCAACGAAAUCAAGCAAAUUCAGGAGGCACAAAUCGAGCUGAGAGCGGGGGUUUGUCGCCUCAGCGAAGCAGACCUUCGAGAACUAUGCACCGAGUUGCACAUUGAAUUGAAGGAGAAAGCCACAGGCCGCCUCGCUCAAACUGUGACAAAACAUUUAGAUGCUGAGGAACUGGAUAUUAAGAAGUUGAAGGAGGUGAGAGUUGUGGUCGAGCAGAAGGGGGCAAAAGGAUAGGCGACAAAGGUUAAAAGUGAACCUGAUGACAAAGGAGCAGCUGCGAUGCAAAAGUCAGACGCGAGAACCAGUGUGAAUGUCCUUGAAGGAGUUUCUACCACGACAACGUUUAAAAAGGAGUUCAAAAUUUCGGGGCAGAUCGGAGAUUCGAGUCAGAAAGACCGACACAGCUUUACUAGCUUGGCCCAUCAAAUUAACGCUGGAUUGAAUCAUGGUUACAAAGAAGAGGAAGUAACAGAGGCGGUUAUCCGUGGGGUGAAUCCUGGAAUGAGGAUAAGGAGCUACCUAGAAGGUAAGCCU
Messenger RNA from Porites evermanni, 537 nucleotides. Lineage: Eukaryota; Metazoa; Cnidaria; Anthozoa; Scleractinia; Poritidae. The record is from the annotation of a GenBank genome assembly.